CGCAUUCUUAUUUGCACGUUUCUUUUGCUUUUUGAAGUGCUGCAUCGUUCUAGUGCAUCAUGUCGUCAAAUUGCCCUGGCACCCCUGCCAAGCGCAGUCAUGACGCGUCCAUCAAUGUAACCGAGAUUGUGCAACAACGCCUCGAAACAGCCUCCGGGGAAGACUGGGAGCGACUUAGACUAUGCUGGGGCUACCUCGAUUGCGGAGAUUGCCAUAGGAGCAAGGGACAUUGCGGUUGGUGUGCAAUUUCUUCGACAUGUCUUCCUCUCCCCACAGACACAUUAUCAAAAACCUUUCCCCUUCUCUCCCCUCUCCACCACGACUCCAUCUGCGCGCUUCGCAGCGAGCGCUUCGAGCUGCGAACGGCAGGUUUAGGCUGCCAGGUAUCCACCAUCACAUUUUUGACAUCCCUAGUCACCAUCUUUUGUACGCUGUUUAUCGUUUCUUUCCUCUACUGGCUGUCCAAAUGCAUGCAACUGGUUCUGUUGGGUGCGAGGGCGCGCAAAGGCGGCUAUGUGGUGCAUGAAGACGGGAGUGGGGGCGUAUGGGUGAGGAGAAGCGAGGGAUGGGGAAGGUGGUGGCGAAGGACGAGGGGGGAGCCGAGAGAGUUUGAAGUAGAAGAGAUUGACGACGGGACUGGGCGCCGGGGAUGGGUUUGGUGGGAUAAUAGGGUUGGAGAGAGAAGGCCGUUGCUGCGCUGAUGGACCGCGCUUGGGUUUAUCAUGGUAAGAGGAAGAGCAACGCAGAGUAUGUGGGUGAUUGGGCGUUGCGAUUGGAUGCAAGAGUUCAUUAGAUUGCCAUCUCGACUACCAUAUUGAACAACGAGGAACUGAAUAUUGUCAAAGACAAGGUACC
This is a messenger RNA of Exserohilum turcica Et28A, 855 nucleotides long. RefSeq lists its product as uncharacterized. The coding region runs from base 60 to 701 and encodes 213 amino acids. The transcript is spliced from 2 exons. The record is from RefSeq and is a predicted model, not a curated record. Lineage: Eukaryota; Fungi; Ascomycota; Dothideomycetes; Pleosporales; Pleosporaceae.